CGGUGCCUCACUCCGUACCAAACACCCACGGAGCCCAAGUGAAGUGAAACAGUAGGUGCAACAUCCUUGAAUCUUUUGCAGGUCAGUGAAAACUUUUAGAGACUCUGUGUGUUUCGUAUCGUUCAUGUGCGUGUCAUUUACGUAUUCCUCGGUGUGAGAAAUUCGGCUUAACGUGAAAACUUUUUUAUAAUAAAUCCUGAGCUCGACUGUGACCGUGUACGGCGAUUUAUUUCAAAUGGAAUUCGAAACAGAAGCUGUUUUUAAAAAACGAAUUAGUAAACAACUCGUAGCAUGCAGCACAAAGUAAGAGCUUUUGUUGGUUUAAUAAUUUAUAAUGAAAACGAUUAUGGCGGCUCGGAAGUGUUCAACGCAAAGAAAUGGCCAUAGAGAUACCAACAUGGCUGAACGCCGACUACGUCAAGAGGAUACUGCGGCUAGCAGAGGACGACAACACUUUGCAGGUGACGAAUGUAAUUACGAAACCGGCCACGGAAAAGGGUGACAACUAUACCAGCGAUAUGAUCAGAGUUACGGUGGAGUUCGUUAGUAAUCAAGGGGACAAAAGAGCCACCGAGAAAAAGUCGCUGCUCUUCAAGUUCGAACCUAUAGAAGAGGGCAUGCGAAAGGAUCUGAUCGCGAAAAUCGAAUUGUUCGAUACCGAGAUAUCCGCAUUGACCGAUACCAUGAGAAAGAUGAACGACAUGUUGGGCCUUGAGUAUCGACUAUGCGCAAAAGUUUAUCACGUGCGAAUGGAACCACCGAUAUGCUUAGUUAUGGAAGAUCUGUCUACCCUUGGUUUUCGAAUGGCCAAUCGUCAAGUUGGUUUCGAUAUGGAUCACACGUUGCUGGCAUUACGAGGAUUGGCCAGGUUACACGCUGCGUCGGUCGCUUUAUGCGAAAAGGAACCAAAACAAAAGCAGCGAUACAAUAAUGGAAUGUUCUCUUACCAUUAUCCCGAAGUAAUGAAAAAUUUUAUGAUCACCACAUUAACAGCGUUGGCGGAUGAGAUAGAAACCUGGCCAGAACUUGGGAAAACAUACGCGGAUAAGUUCAGAACAUUCGUCCCGUAUGCGUAUAGCAAGGGCGUCGCGGCUGUAAAACGUAACGAUAAGGAAUUCAAUGUUAUUAACCAUGGAGAUGCUUGGGUGAACAACAUGAUGUUCCGAUACGAUGACAAUGGGAAACCCAUCCAGCACAUUUUUGUCGACUUCCAGCUGUGUCUCUACACUUCACCGGCUGUCGAUCUGAAUUACUUCAUGGCUAUCAACCUGUCCGAUGACGUUCAGCAGCAUAAAGAAGAAUUGCUCGAAGAUUACUUGCAUACAUUGUCGAGCGUCAUGAAGAAACUCGGUUGCAAAACAUCGCCACCCACUCUGGAUGAACUGAAAAGGUAUAUGAGAGAACGAGCGAUGUACGAAUUGAUUUCUUCGCUCGUCAUGCUGCCGGUAAUGCUGGUGGACAAAACCGAAGUACUAGAUAUCAACGAUAUGUUGAAAGAGAAACCUACGCCCAAUCCUGGUUUCAAGUAUCCCCGCUUCCGGAAGUUGGCGCCCAAAAGGGUAAUGAAAUACGUAGAAAUGGGUUUGCUUGAUCCGUGACCGUUUCGACGCGUCCUAAAGAGUCUACAGAUAGAUGGUGUGUGCCGUAACUAGUCGACAGAUUUCGUGGCAUCGAGUGAGCAACAGUAAACGUGCUAAUGAAAGAUUGCAGAGAACGAAAUUGAAUGGUAGAUGAUAUCAAACGUGUUACGUAGUCAGGUUUUAUAUUGGUCAAGGCUGUGUGAAAUUGUGAUCGAUUUACGAGACGUCAUAUCUCGUUUUGACUCGAUAACGAUUUUAUCGCGAUGGUUAUUCGUUAUCAAGCUCUUACUCUUUAACCAGACGGUUAAAUACACGGAACCAAAGUUCAAAGAUUUCUGUAAACUAAGUACACUUAAUAGCGACGAAAACGGGUUUAGACGGUAUACGCAAUUUAUUUUCUUUUUGUAAGUCGAUAGUACAAACUUGUAACUAAAGAAUGAAAGUAUUAUGUAAGAUAAUAAUCUAGGCGUAAUUGUAGACACUUAUCAUUUUCGAUGAAGGCACACGAAUAUUGUCACACGUUGAUUAAUGAAUAAUUAGCAAAUAAAAAAAUGGACGAAGACGAAAGAAUUGUAUCUAUUUAACUGAUUCUGCAAAAAUAAAAAGAGAAAUAUAAUUCA
Megachile rotundata (alfalfa leafcutting bee) is the source of this 2200-nucleotide messenger RNA. RefSeq lists its product as uncharacterized. The record is from RefSeq and is a predicted model, not a curated record. NCBI's taxonomy places the organism in Eukaryota, Metazoa, Arthropoda, Insecta, Hymenoptera, Megachilidae.